Oryza sativa Japonica Group (Japanese rice) is the source of this 4067-nucleotide messenger RNA. Lineage: Eukaryota; Viridiplantae; Streptophyta; Magnoliopsida; Poales; Poaceae. The record is from RefSeq and is a predicted model, not a curated record.
UUCCGCUUCCCGCACGCAUCGUUUUCGUUGUUCUCCCCACACGCGGCAUCGCAGGCAGGCAUCGAAGGUCCUGGAUGUGACGGCGGCCGCGACCGCUGCUAGGGUGGAUGCGACGGCGGCCGCGGUGGUGGAUGCGACGGCGGCUGCUGCAGGGUGGAUGCGACGGUGGCCGGUGGCCGCGGCAGGAUCGAUGCGACGACGGCUGCGACAGGAUCGAUGCGACGAUAGCCGCGGUAGGAUCGAUGCGACGGCAGCCGCGGUGGGAUCGAUGCGACGAUGGGAUGGCGCUAUCAUGGAUGCAACGGCGGCACGACGACGCCUUGGAUGCGAACCACCCCGACGGCAUCGGGUUGUAGCUUCCGUACGGCGGCGGCAGACAGUUGUGUGCGGCGGGGAUGGCAGAGUGUAGUACACGGGCGGCGGCGGCGGCCGGUAGUAGUCUAGAGUUGGCAUGUCCGGCGGCGGCGAGCUGGCGUACGUGCGCAUCGUGCAGCCGUGAACUCCUUGUGGUCAUGGACGAUGAGCCGCGAACUCCUUGUCGUCGUGGACGGCGACGGCGCAACGGAGGCAUCCCUGGGCACGAGCUCGUUGUGGGUGGUGCUGACCCCAUUACCCUCGUGUCAUUUUUCCUUGAUAGAUUUUUUAGUCCGAUCAUACCCCUCUGAACCAAUGGUUAGAUUAGAUUGGUACCUCAUGUACCUCGUACCUCAUGGUACCUCCUCAAGGAUGGGAAAAAUACUCUUUAUUAAAUCUGUAGGAUUUUGUGAAAUUUACGAUAUAAAAACACACUUGGAAGUUGAAGUGAUUCUGACUUGGGGUGUGUGUGUAUGGUACUAGUAAUAGUACUAGUACUACACUCUGUAGGCUCAAGUUUCAGCUGGACAUUUGGCUCCGAGUCCAGACUCCAGAGUUGUCUUCAUCGCUCCUUGCAACCUCGUGGUAAAGUGUUCGUUGGUUCCAUCGUUUCUCAUCUGCAAUUAGCCCUUCUUCAAGUUUCUUUCUCCUAUCCACCUCGCUUGAAUAUGUUUAGUAACUCUAAACUAGUACACCGAUUAGUAGCAGCAUUUGUAUUGGUUCUUGUUUCUUAGAAUGAAACUCCAAUGAUCUACUGACCUGUAACUCCAUAAAGAUUCUUUUGUUGAGAGAAUCGAAGGAGAUUGUUUUGUUUUCUACUGAAUGGGCAUCUGAUUUAGGCUGUGAAUCUCAGUUGACAUGGCUGGAAGUGGUUCAUGUAUGAAGAAAUCAUGCGUUUGUUGCCAAAAAUAUUUGGAGCAUUUGGAUGGAAAGAUGAACUGUUUCGUCAGGCGAAUGACGGCCGAUUCUAGACGUAGCAUGAUCAUGCCAUGUAAAUUUGUGAACCAUUUUGGAGGAGAUUUCUCAGGGACCAUAAAACUGCAAUCCCCUAAUGGUAUUCUGUAUGUUGUUGAAGUCACUAAGUGCAAGAAUAAGACAGUCCUCAGAUGUGGUUGGGAGGCAUUUGUUGAUGCCCAUCACAUAGAAGAGAAUGACUCCUUGUUGUUCCGUUGCGUCGAGAAUUCUCGUUUUGAGGUUCUGAUCUUUGAUUCCGAUGAUUGUGAGAAAGUAUUUUCCUGUGCUGGCAUAAGAAACACUUGUAAAAGUAUUCAAGAAAAAAGUAGCAGCUCUUGUGAUGAUACUGCAGAAUCAUCAGAGAGUGAAGGAUUUGCUAGAAAUCAAAAGGGAAGCUUCAGCCAUCGUCGAAAGACAGCAAACUUGGCAUCUUCUUCUGAGGAUUCAGGAGAGGACAGUCCCUCUGAACAUGAAUCUGUUGAGUCAGGUGAUCUUGAGACGUCUCAAGAACCUUAUGUAUUAUCUCGCAGGAGUUAUCUAUCUGAAUUCCAAAAGGAGAAAGUAGAUGCACUUAUCCAGGAGAUUCAGCCUGAAACUACCGCGUUUGUAGCUAUCAUGAGAAAGUCCAAUGUUCAAUUGCCAACUCCUUUUUUGGUCAUUUCCUUUUGCUAUGCUGAAGUACACUUUCCACAUAAAAGCGUAACCGUGACACUUCAGAGGCCAUGCAAAAGCAAGAAGUGGCAUCCCAGAUUCUACAAGAGAAAAGACGCGAGGAUGAACAUUCUCAGGGGAUCUUGGGUAGAGUUUGUCAAAGACAAUCGUGUGCAGGAACAGGACAUCUGUGUCUUUGUACCAACUAAGGAUGCAAGAAGAAAUUUCACGUUUACGGUUCAUCUGCUUCGCGUAGCGGCAGCUUAUUCCUGGGGUGGAACUGGUGUUGAUAGAGCCGGCUCAAGCCUUGGAAGAACAGAUGUGAAGUCAGCUUCAGAGAUCAGUAUCAAGGAGGAACCAAUUGAUCAAGAAGAAAAUGUUUCCUCGAGAAACAGGAAUGGAGUUUCUGACGAAUCUGAGGAGGAUGAGGAUUCUGAAGGCCCUGCUCAUCCUCCCUACAUUGUACCAUGCAAGAGCCACCUGUCUCGGUUGCAAAAGAAGAUAGUUGAAGAGAAAGUGCGAUCCUUCCAAUCCAAAUUUCCCGUUUAUGUAGCAAUCAUGAAGAAGAGCAAUGUUGAGCGAAGUGCUUCCCGUUGCCAGCUAGAGCUAGGCGCGCGAUUCGCCGCUGCUGUUCAUCUUCCAGACAGGAGGCAGACCGUGGUGCUGCAGCGGAGGGGGGAGAGAUGGGCCACCGUGAUGCAGAUCAGGAGCGGAACCAGGCGGCUCCUGAUCAGCGGCUGGCACAGGUUCGUGCGCGACAACCGCCUGCGCGUCGGGGACAUCUGCCUGUUUGAGUUCAAGACGCACGAGAGGUGGCGGCUCACCAUGGCUGUCCAUGCCAUCUUCAGGGAGCAGUGCUGUUAGCUUUGUUCUGCUCUGCUGUCUGCUGCUGCUGCUUUGCGGUUUCAGAUUUCAGGUGGUGGCGUUUUGAAGCAGUUGCACUGCAUAAUAUGUAAUGUGUAGUAAGAGCAGGUACAAUAAGCUAUUCUGACCGGCGAUAAUGCAUCCAUGGUAGACACCAAACAUCACGACAGCUCUCGCGUCGCUCUCCCCAGGGGCGGCUCGGGAGGCGACGACCCGGCCGCCCCUCUCCCCCACCCCUACCCCCUUCUCCGAUCCGCCUCGCCGUCGCCCGAGCGGCCGCCGGCGAAGCCGCGCAGCCACAAGGACGGCGGCGGUGGGGUGCUCCUCGUCUCCUCGCGCUCGGGCGGCCUGGGGAGCCGCCCGGAGUGGCGACGGCGGUGUCCGCCAGAUCCGCGCCGUUUCGGCCGGAUCUGGCGGGAUGGGCUGGCGGCGGGGACGGGCGACGGUGGCGGUCGAGGUGAGUUGCGCCGGGUGGUGUUGUGGGUGAUGGCGGCGGGGAUGGCGACGGCGUUGGGGUGGCGAUGGUGGAGGCCGCGGAUUCGGCGGUGGCGCACCCGGAUCCGGCGACAACGCGGCGGCCAGCGCUGGCCAGAGCACGCAGGCACCCCGCGGCUGCCACUGGCGUCCUCCGGCGCCCCUCUAGACAUCGGCCGGCGUUGGUGGAGAGGAAGACGGCCGGAUCUGGCUCCUUGCCCAGAUCCGGCGCGUCCUCGGGUGGGAACGGGUUGGUUGGAGUCCGGUCGUUGUGCAGGUGGUGAAUAUCGAAGGUAUCCUCGGUGUGUAGGUGACAUUUAGUGGCUCCCGUCGUGGAUGCUAUGGUUGAUGGGUGCUCCAAGGCGAAAGUCUUGCUCCGCUCUCGGUGCUAGCAACGGCGACGCCCUUGGGCACCGUUCACCUUCUUGAAGGCGUUGCUACUGGAGCCCUCGUUCAACUCCACUUCAAGAGUUUUCUCUGGUGAAAACCUAAAUUUGUUAGGAUCGGACGAUGUAGCCGUUCUGUCGGCGUAACCUUCUUGAAGGCUUCGUUUUAGGAGUUUAUCUCUUGUUAGACGGCUGUACUUAGGUUCAGUUUGUCAAUGUCGGGGUUUUUGCCGGUUUUCCUUUAAUUAACCGUGCUGUUGUAAGGUUUUUGGGUCCGGUUUCCCUUGUAAACUGGAUCAACUUUCUUCUUCUAUAGUGAAUUGCAGGAGCUCCCUGCCUGUCCCCUCGAAAAAAUAAUGCAUCCACGGUGGAUUUCUUUGGUGA